CGACAGAUUAUCCAUUAAUGAAUGUAGGGGGGAAUAAGGCACAAUCAUCAACAUUUCAUAAUAUAGGGCCACAACAUCACAAUGCAAUUAAAUCUUUAAACGAGACUUUUAAGUUAAAUACCUGGAUAACGAUGAAAGCUUUAAAUGUUCUUUUUGAUGAAUUUCCCGAUAAUGCUAAAGAACUUGAUGAUGAAUUUAAUGGAUCUGGUAUCCAGGGAAUUUUUGACAAAUUGGUCAUGAUAGAUUCCAAUUAUUUCAUUUCUGGACCCAAAGGUUGUGCGCACGUAAAAUCAAAGUUCUCCGAAAAAAUUAAAGAAGCGAGGAUAAAAUUAAUGCAAGAGGAGGAUUUCAAUAUUUUAAAUGAUAUUACUCGUUGGCCUUUAGAUUAA
This is a messenger RNA of Funneliformis mosseae, 389 nucleotides long. The record is from the annotation of a GenBank genome assembly. NCBI's taxonomy places the organism in Eukaryota, Fungi, Glomeromycota, Glomeromycetes, Glomerales, Glomeraceae.